AUGUAUUUAAUUGCUAAUGAUCUAGCAACAGGCAUAGACCCUGAGGACCAAUCUGAUGAGGAAGCAGUCAUCUCAAACAACCCUUGGGCUGCAGUCCCCUGGGGUCAUGUUACCCAAGAUCCAGACCAUUACCUUGACAUGGACUGUAUCUCUCAGAAUGUUGUCAUCAAGGAUCCUUCUCACCUGCAGAAGGAAGCCAUCAUAUCAUCAGAUGAGGAUGAGGUAUUGAAGAAGACCCCCCAAGCCAUUGCUUCUGACAAAGAGGAAGACUUGGAAUGCCACACCCCAUCUCUUUCCAAUUCCUGCCCAAAAUUCCAUAUGGGUGGUGACACAGUCAGUUAUCUUCAAUCCCACUCUACCCUCCCAUCAUACCAUCAUCUGUUGGCCACAGUUCAAAAACUUUCCAACACAUACACUCCAGAUCCUAAGGGCAAGGCUAGGAAGCAACAUCUGCCUGUCUGGGCAUCUUGGACAUGGUCUGAGGCAUAUCUACCUCAAAAUAUGCACAAUGAUGUUCAGGCAUCCUUUGUGGCUUUGGAGGAACUAGGAAACUAUAUCAUCAAAUCUCAUGAUUGGGGUAUGAUUGAGUAUGAAGCAGAUGAGGCUGGAGAUGAUGUGCCUCAAUAUUUGGGUGACUCCAUCCUUGGCUUCAAGGUAGGGGACAAGAUUGAAGAGGCAAUUACCAGAAUCCAGGUGAAGGUGGACACAAUGCUGCCAGAUGGUAAUGAGAAGCAGAUGACAGUGGGAGAAGAAGUUCAUAUGAGGCAUCUGGAGAACAAAAGGCAGGUGAAAGAGAGGAGGGAGAGGGUGGCUGAGGAGGCUCAGGUUGUUGAGAAGGCUCGGGUUGCUCAGGAGAAGAGGGUUGCUGAGGCAUCUUGGAUAACUGAGAAGAGGGCUGCCACAUCAAAGAAGGCAAGCAGUACUAACACUGGGGGAAAAGGGAAGGGUAAGCACACAGCAACAGAUGUGGAUGAUUCAGUCAUGAAAAAGGUGAAGAUAUCUGCUCCUCCUGAUCCUCCUUGUCACUCUGCCAGAGACAGAGUAGCUUCAAAGAAGUAUAAGAACUGA
Suillus subaureus is the source of this 1068-nucleotide messenger RNA. RefSeq lists its product as uncharacterized. The record is from RefSeq and is a predicted model, not a curated record. The transcript has 6 exons. Bases 1 to 1068 code for a protein of 355 amino acids. Lineage: Eukaryota; Fungi; Basidiomycota; Agaricomycetes; Boletales; Suillaceae.